Rotaria socialis is the source of this 1791-nucleotide messenger RNA. NCBI's taxonomy places the organism in Eukaryota, Metazoa, Rotifera, Eurotatoria, Philodinida, Philodinidae. The record is from the annotation of a GenBank genome assembly.
AUGUUUAACGCCGUCGUUCGUAGUAACAAAUCGUUACAUCGAUUUUCUAGUGUUUCACUCCAUACAUCAGCAGUAUUGAAUGCAUCCAGUCAAUCAUCUACGCAAGAAAGUCCACCAGGACAUUUUGGAUUUUAUCGUCAAGUAGAAUUAUUUUAUGAUCGUGCUGCAAAAAUUCUUGAAGAUAAACUAGUAAAAGAUAUGAAAAAAACCAAAAUAUCUGACGAUUUAAAACAUAAAAAAGUUCAAGGCAUAUUAAAAAUUAUUAAACCAUGUAAUCAUGUACUUGAAAUGCGUUUCCCUAUUCGACGAGAUAAUGGGGAAUUACAUAUGAUUGAAGCAUACCGUGCUCAACAUUCACAACAUCGUACACCGUGUAAAGGUGGUAUACGUUAUUCAUUAGAUGUCAAUUUGGAUGAAGUGAAAGCAUUAGCCGCUCUAAUGACAUACAAAUGUGCCUGUGUUGAUGUACCAUUCGGUGGUGCAAAAGCUGGUGUUAAGAUUAAUCCGAAAGAUUGGUCUGAAGGAGAAUUAGAACGUAUAACUCGGCGAUUGACAGUUGAAUUAGCGAAGAAAGGUUUCAUUGGACCCGGUAUUGAUGUUCCAGCUCCAGAUAUGGGCACUGGUGAACGUGAAAUGGCUUGGAUUGCUGANGGUGUUAAGAUUAAUCCGAAAGAUUGGUCUGAAGGAGAAUUAGAACGUAUAACUCGGCGAUUGACAGUUGAAUUAGCGAAGAAAGGUUUCAUUGGACCCGGUAUUGAUGUUCCAGCUCCAGAUAUGGGCACUGGUGAACGUGAAAUGGCUUGGAUUGCUGAUACUUAUGCAUCAACAGUCGGUUGUGAUGAUAUUCAUGCCAAUGGUUGUGUUACGGGUAAACCAAUUCUCGUCGGAGGUAUUCAUGGACGAACGUCAGCUACUGGCCGUGGUUUAUAUCAUGGCUUAGAUAAUUUUCUCAAUGAAGCCUCGUUCAUGGGCAUGGUUGGCCUUCUACCUGGCAUCGCUGGUAAAACAUUUAUUUUACAAGGUUUCGGUAAUGUCGGUCUUCAUUCGAUGCGCUAUUUGACAAGACACGGUGCAAAAUGCGUCGGCAUACUCGAAUAUGAUGCAGCUAUUGUUAAUCCAGAAGGAAUCGAUCCAAAAGCACUUGAAGAUUAUAAACUUGAAAAUGGAACAAUUAAAGGUUUUCCAGGCGCUCAACCAUACAGCAAAGAGCCUAAAGAAGAAUUACUUUGCGAACCAUGUGAUAUUCUUGUUCCGGCCGCUAGUGAACGACAAAUCACUUCGGAGAAUGCUCAUCGCAUUCAAGCUCGAGUUAUUGCUGAAGGUGCCAAUGGUCCAACAACACCAGAGGCGGAUCAAAUUUUAUUGAAGAACAAUAUUCUCGUAAUUCCUGAUUUGUACAUCAAUGCCGGUGGUGUUACAGUAUCGUAUUUCGAAUGGUUGAAAAAUCUAAGUCAUGUUAGUUAUGGUCGAUUAACAUUUAAAUAUCAACGUGAUACAAACUAUUCAUUACUCGAAUCAGUUCAAAGUUCAUUGGAAGCUAAAUUCGGUCGUAUGGGUGGAAAUAUUCCAAUUAAACCAAGUGACGAAUUCUUAAAACGUAUGGCUGGUGCAUCGGAAAAAGAUAUCGUACAUUCAGGUCUUGAACAAACUAUGGAAAAAGCAGCACGCGCUAUCAUGCAAACAUCAAUCCGUUAUGACCUUGGUCUUGAUAUUCGUACAGCAGCAUACGUAAAUGCUAUUGAAAAAAUCUAUAAUGUUUAUGUUAGCGCUGGUAUUACAUUUGGAUCUUAA